This is a messenger RNA of Carassius carassius (crucian carp), 1841 nucleotides long. RefSeq names its product SLAM family member 9-like. The transcript has 5 exons. The record is from RefSeq and is a predicted model, not a curated record. Bases 669 to 1514 code for a protein of 281 amino acids. Lineage: Eukaryota; Metazoa; Chordata; Actinopteri; Cypriniformes; Cyprinidae.
AUGUGACAUCAGUGGUUCAGCCUUCAUUUAAUGAAGCUAGGAGAAUACUUUUGGGGCAAAGAAAACAAAAAUAGCUUCUUUAACAAUUUCUUCUCUUCUGUGUAAGUAAGUCCCUUCUCACCUAUUGCCCUCUAAACAAUAUACCCUCUAACACAGUUAGCAUGCAGUAGAAAGUGGUCUUGUGGAAAGAAAGUAUAUGAGAGAGCUAUAACCACAGUGCUGGAGAUGGUCUUCAUCCUCGCACGCACUUGAAACUUCUCACGAAUCUUUAUGUGCCCACAAUGCCAAUGCUGACGUUCUUGUGCUUAGCAACAAAAUACACUGCAUGCUUAUUUUAACACACUUUGGUGUGUCAAAUAUAAGAUAGCCUGUUUCUUUCACAACCAAGGGAUAAUUGAAAAUAUAUUAAUCACUCAAGAAUUUUACAACAUGUGGAAAAAUAUGCUUAAAAGCUUUAGUAACCUAAGGAGGCUAUUGGUACUUGAAUUAUGUUUAAACAACCAAGAUGCUGAAACCCAAUGUGUUCUGGACUCUAAAAGACUCUGACUGAUACUUCCUCAUAACAAUACAAUGUGCAGUGAGUGGUCAUUGGCUGAAUCUUUACCGGAUACUCUGUUGUGUGUGUUGGUGUGAACUGAAACUUCAGUAACACCAGUUGCACUUUGAAGAUGCACACGCACAAGUGCUGUUUAAUCUUGCUCUUCAUUAGUGUGGAAGGUGUGUUUUGUGCUGCUACAGAUGUAAUGAAGUCAGUGACUGAGGGAGAUUCUGUCACUCUAAACACUGAUGUUACUGAACUACAGAGAGAUGAUCAGAUACUGUGGAUGUUUGGACCUAAAGAGACUCGUAUAGCUGAAAUCUAUAAGCUAAUGAUUGAUAUGUUUAACAGUAAUGAUAUAUUUGGAGACAGACUGAAGCUGGACAAUCAGACUGGAUCUCUGACCAUCACAAACAUCAGAAGCACAGACUCUGGGCUUUAUAAACGACAGAUCCGCAGCAACAGAGGGAACUCAGACAAGACAUUCAGUGUUACUGUCUAUGCUCAUCUUCCUGUUCCUGUAAUCAGCAGUAACUCUUCACAAUGUUCUUCAUCAUCAUCAUCAUCAUAUUGUUCAUUGGUGUGUUCAGUGGUGAAUGUGGGUCAUGUGACUCUCUCCUGGUACAAAGGAAACAGUUUAUUGUCCAGCAUCAGUGUGUCUGAUCUCAGCAUCAGUCUCUCUCUACCUCUGGUGCUGGACUAUCAGGAUAAAAACAGCUACAGCUGUGUGCUCAACAAUCCCAUCAGCAACCAGACUCAACAUCUGGACAUCACUACACUCUGUAAAUGUCCAGACUUCCCCAGCAGUUCUUCGAGUGUGACGCCAUCGUUGAUUUAUGCUGUGGUGGGCGUGGCCUCUGUCGCUCUGCUCGUUUGUUACGUCAGAUCUAGAAUGGAUGUGAACAAGAAAAAGCCAGCAUCACAACCUCACUCACGCCAUUCUCUUCUGCAGACACGAGGAGGCAGUAACUCAUAAUUGUUCAAUCGAAUUCACAUCCACUUCGUCAUGUAAAUAGAGCAAACGUGCUUCUAAUACAGUGGUUCUCCAAUUUUUUAACUACUCAUUUAAAACUGUGUGAUUCACCAUUUUAAAGAGGUAGUGUGUCAUAACCAAAUAAAUUAAGGGUUAUUCUAAAAAUCAUAAUUUACUCACCCUCGGGUCUAAUUAACACACUGAAUUUUAUUUACAAAUUGUAUUAAUUUACAAACACAUUGAAAGUCACUGACCUAAAGCAUGAACAAACACCUUAAUAAACAGUGUUGUAAUUUGAGUUAAAUUUCAAACUCUUUAUUUUUGGAAAUA